Messenger RNA from Pocillopora damicornis (cauliflower coral), 1596 nucleotides. RefSeq names its product tubulin beta-4 chain. Gene Ontology annotation, cellular component: microtubule. Gene Ontology annotation, biological process: microtubule-based process. Gene Ontology annotation, molecular function: structural constituent of cytoskeleton; GTPase activity; GTP binding. Lineage: Eukaryota; Metazoa; Cnidaria; Anthozoa; Scleractinia; Pocilloporidae. The record is from RefSeq and is a predicted model, not a curated record.
AAUUCAUUCAUUCAAGCCAGCUGUCGAUGAAUGGAUCAUUUUGUUCGAUUGCCCGCAGUUGUCGAACUCGCCAAUGAAAAGAGUGCUUUUACCAUAUGGGGAAUUGAUUAAUACUUAACUAAGAAAGAAAAAAACGAAGCUCUUUUUGUGGGAAUCAAAUAUUGAUGCUGCCACACCCUUUGAGAAAUCAAACACAGUUGAACACUUGUUGUCUCACACUAGAGCUGUUCAGCAAUUUUUACCAUGAGGGAAAUCGUGCAUUUACAGGCCGGUCAAUGUGGAAAUCAAAUUGGUGCAAAGUUCUGGGAAGUGAUUUCUGAUGAACACGGAAUUGACGCCUGUGGAGCGUAUAACGGAGACAGCGACAGCCAACUGGAAAGGGUGAAUGUUUACUACAACGAAGCUACAGGUGGAAAAUAUGUGCCGCGAGCAGUGCUUGUCGAUUUGGAGCCCGGUACAAUGGACUCUGUGAAAGCCGGAGCAUUUGGACAACUUUUUAGACCAGACAACUUCGUUUUUGGUCAAAGUGGAGCGGGUAACAACUGGGCCAAAGGUCAUUACACAGAAGGUGCAGAGCUGGUGGACUCGGUGUUAGACGUUGUUCGCCGCGAAACAGAAGGCUGUGACUGCGUUCAAGGCUUCCAACUGACGCAUUCCCUCGGGGGUGGUACUGGGGCUGGCAUGGGCACUUUGCUCAUUUCGAAAAUUCGGGAGGAAUAUCCCGAUCGAAUUAUGACGUCAUUUAGUGUAGUGCCGUCGCCAAAGGUAUCGGACACUGUCGUGGAACCGUACAAUGCCACCCUGUCUGUUCAUCAGCUGGUCGAGAACACAGAUGAGACAUUCUGUAUUGAUAACGAGGCUCUGUACGAAAUCUGCUUCCGAACGCUCAAGCUAACCACACCCACCUACGGGGAUUUGAAUCAUUUGGUGUCCGCUACAAUGAGUGGGGUGACAACUUGUUUACGCUUUCCUGGACAGCUCAAUGCCGAUCUGAGGAAGUUGGCAGUGAACAUGGUCCCAUUCCCUCGCCUGCAUUUUUUCAUCCCAGGCUUUGCACCACUAACCAGCCGGGACAAUCAGCAAUACCGCGCACUGACUGUGUCCGAGUUAACUCACCAGAUGUUCGACAACAAGAACAUGAUGGCUGCUUGUGAUCCGCGUCAUGGAAGGUACCUCACUGUGGCUGCCAUGUUCCGUGGGAAGAUGUCCAUGAAGGAGGUUGACGAGCAGAUGCUAAAUGUUCAGAACAAGAACAGCACCUACUUUGUGGAAUGGAUUCCAAACAACGUGAAGACUGCUGCAUGCGACAUACCUCCUCGCGGGCUUAAAAUGUCAGCGACCUUCAUUGGUAACAGCACAAGCAUUCAAGAACUGUUCAAAAGAAUCAGCGAGCAGUUUACCGCCAUGUUCAGACGCAAAGCAUUUCUACACUGGUAUACCGGGGAGGGAAUGGAUGAGAUGGAAUUCACUGAGGCUGAGUCUAACAUGAAUGAUCUGGUGUCUGAAUACCAGCAGUACCAAGACGCCACGGUCGAUGAAGAAGAAUUUGAUGACGAAGAAGAAUCAGAAGCUUAAAUAAAUAUUUAUCACGUCUUA